AAAAAAACCACAGAAAUUCUACGCCGUGGCUGUCGGCCGCGAGCCCGGAAUUUACAUGGAAUGGACCGACGCACAGAAUGCAUUCCAGGGCUCCAAGGGCGUCAAACAGAAGAGCUUCAACACACGACAAGAGGCUGUUGAAUAUAUCAAGAUCCAUGGAGAUGAGGCAGCGCAGAAGGCAGUCACGAACGAGAUAAGCCAACCUCCUGCCAAGAAGAGCAAGACUGCCAAUGCUGAAAGCAGCGCCGUUGCGAGUGGUUGCCUGGAAGUGUACACGGACGGCAGCAGUCGAGGCAACGGCAAAGUCGGCGCGGCGGCUGGGGUAGGCGUUUACUUCGGCCAUGACGACCCAAGGUUGGUCCCAUGAUUGAUCACACUUUAACGUGGAUGGCAUUUCGCUUAUCUCGCUACAGGAAUAUCUGCGAGCGGCUCGAAGGCGAGCUGCAGACCAACCAGCGUGCUGAGCUCACUGCUAUUCUACGUGCCAUGCAAAAAGUUUCCGUCGACCAGGACAUAGAGAUCGUGACCGACAGUAGGUACUCUCUGAGUUGCGUCACGGAAUGGUACAAGACUUGGGAGAAAAACGACUGGCAGACUUCCGGUAAAGAAGAGGUCAAGAACAAGGAUCUCGUACAGGCCAUCCGGGCCAAGAUAGAGGAUCGCGAUGCCUCUGGGACCAAAACGUUGUUUCGAUGGGUCAGAGGCCACAACGUUACUCCUGGAAAUGUCGAGGCCGACAAACUUGCUGUCGGUGGCGCAGCGCUUCCGAGACGCAAGUAAUUUUCACGGCCAGAAGCCCCAGGCUGUCGCGUCCUAUCUAAGCAGUUGUGCAGUUUUCGUAUUGUUUAUUAGGAGGAAAUUCAAGCUUGUCAAAACUGUUAGCCUAGUCCUUUUUUGUUUUUUUGUUGUUGUUUUUUUGCUGCGGUAUGGAGAUCUCGUUCGCACUAGAUACCCAAUUCUUCAUUUUCUUUGAUGGUGAUUAAGUCAACCGUUAUAAAAUGAUUCAUCAUAUGCUCAUGCAUUGGCAGCGGGUACACAACAUACCCAUUGUUUCAGCAAAACGCAUACGUAUCACGAUAUCACCGAUACAGUCAUGCAGCAAUAUCGCCGGUACAGCCCUGCAUGACGACGUGUAUCGAAAUAGAUGACAUUUAGAAUGAUAACACCUUAAAGAAUGGGUGAAACCUUCAAGCCUUUGGGCAAUGUCAAUAAUUAUUGUGCCAAGUUGGCUGGUCCAAAGUGAAUGUGAUUGAAU
Truncatella angustata is the source of this 1255-nucleotide messenger RNA. Its product is annotated as ribonuclease H-like domain-containing protein. The transcript has a single exon. The record is from RefSeq and is a predicted model, not a curated record. Bases 364 to 780 code for a protein of 138 amino acids. Gene Ontology annotation, biological process: DNA replication, removal of RNA primer. Gene Ontology annotation, molecular function: nucleic acid binding; RNA-DNA hybrid ribonuclease activity. Lineage: Eukaryota; Fungi; Ascomycota; Sordariomycetes; Amphisphaeriales; Sporocadaceae.